UCAGCACAUCUGGCAAAAGAGGAACGAGUGUGGCACGUGCGCCUGAGUCAGCAAAGAAGGGCGUUUUCGGAAAACCACAGAAGCCACACGCUUCCCGGUCGAUCUGCGGCUCCAAAAGGCCACCCCGAGGGACUGUCUCCCGCAUUGGAGGGCAGCAGAGCCAGGGAAGGACCCACCUGCCGGGAUCGUGGCCAGAGGAUGGCAGGAGGAAACAUCUAUGAAAACACCAUGCCAUUUGGAGCUCAUGAGACCCCUCUGAAGGAAGCUGCGCCCCGGAGGAGGCACCUCGGGGUCCCGGUGGCCUUGGCUUCUCUGGCUUUGCUCCUGGCCGUCUCCCUGGUCGCAGUGGCCACUUUGUACUUCCAGAAGGAAAAGCGCCUGAUGGAACUGGAGGGAGCCCUGCAGGAGGCCAGAUCUUCCCUCUGGCGAAGCGGCGUCUCUUACGGAUCGGAGGAGGCGAUGGAGGGUCUCGGCUUCUUGAAGAACAUCUCUGGGGCCUUUUUGGAGAUCCAGGGCCGGGUGGAGGAGGCCAACGCCUCGAGAGCGGCUGCCCAAGAACGCCUCCGGGACCUUCGGGGCCUGGUCUCGGGCGGCUGGACCUUCUUCGGCGGGAGCGCCUACUUCUUCCUCCAAGAGGCCCAAUCCUGGACGGACGCCGAGCAGAGCUGUCGAUCACGUGGGGCACACCUGACCUCUGUCACUUCCCAGGGAGAGAUGCAGCACCUUUCGCAACAGUCCGGGGGGCAGACCUUCUGGAUCGGCCUGACGGACCAGGAGAAGGAGGGCGCCUGGACCUGGGCCGACGGCACCACGUACGACCCGGGAGCCAGCCUCUGGGCCCCAAGGGAGCCGGACAACUGGUCGGGGGCCCCCGGGAACCAGGAGGACUGCGUCCACGCCUCCAGCCGGUGGAAUGACGCCAGCUGCUCCUACAGCUACAAAGCGUUCUGCAAGAAGGCCGUUCCCUGAGCGGGAGGGCAGCCCCAGAGACACACAGCAACGCAACAAGGGCCAUCACGCUGGCCAAACGCUCCUGGAGAACAGGCGAUGGGCAAGACGUCCGGUCGGAGCGCCAAGCAGUCCUUUCCUUCUCUGGAGGUUUCUGGGUGGACAUCUCUCGGGAGUGGGCACCCUUGGGCCCUCUCUCUGGACUUCAACUCCCACAAUUCCUAGGUUUUCUUUUCCCUCGCAAUCCCAAGUAAACAAUCAUUCCCCCAAAAUAGACUUUCCACCUAAUAAAACUUCAUUUUCUGGA
Messenger RNA from Anolis carolinensis (green anole), 1255 nucleotides. RefSeq names its product C-type lectin domain family 4 member F. The transcript has 7 exons. Lineage: Eukaryota; Metazoa; Chordata; Lepidosauria; Squamata; Anolidae. Bases 199 to 969 code for a protein of 256 amino acids. The record is from RefSeq and is a predicted model, not a curated record.